AUGCCGGUCACCCUUGAGGCGAUCGACAUCACUCUCAUUGCCCUUUAUUUUGUCGGCAUGGCCGCCGUCGGCAUCAUCUUCUGGGCUCGCGGCGGCGGCGAUGGCGGUGGGCAGGACGAAGCAGAAUCUUUCUUCCUCGCGGGCCGCAGUAUGCGCUGGCCAGCGGUAGGGCUUUCGCUCUUUGUCUCCAACGUAGGGUCGGAGCACCUCCUGGGGCUCGCGGGCUCGGCAUCCGCCACCGGAGUCGCCUGUGCCUACUUUGAGUGGUCGGCCGCGCUCCACCUUCUUCUGCUCGGCUGGCUAUUUGCUCCGGUCUACCUGCGCUGCGGCAUCGCCACGCUGCCCGAGUACCUCGGCCGGCGGUACGGCCCGCGCCUCCGCCGCUGGCUCUCGCUCAUCUCGCUCGUCCUCUACCUUCUCACCAAGCUCUCCGUCUCCAUCUACUCGGCCGCCACGGUGCUCACCUCCGUCUUUGGCUGGCCGAGGUGGAUCGCCGCCGCCGGGCUGGUCGGGCUGACCGCCUGCUACACCGCGGUGGGCGGCCUCGCGGCGGUCAUCGUCACCGACGUCGCCCAGUCGGUCGUGAUGCUGGUUGGCGCCGUCACGAUGACCGCCGUCGGGUUCGGGCGAGAGUGGUCUCGUUUCUUCCACAUCUACAAGCCGCCCGACGACCCCUCCUUCCCCACCCUCGGCAUGCUCCUCGGCCAGCACGCCGCGGUGCAGGCGUGUGGUAUUGACCCCGGCAUCAUCGCGCGCAAGCUCUUCGACGCCGAGCUCUACCCCGCCAACGGGACAGCCACUCCCAACCAGGCCUUCCCGCUCCUGCUCCAGCACACGCUGCCGCCCGGCCUCCUCGGCCUCAACCUCGCCGCGGCGGUCGCGGCGUGCAUGUCCUCGCUCGACUCCGUCUUCACCGCCGCCGCCUCCCUCUUCUGCCUCGACCUCUACCGCGGCUGGCUCCGCCCCGCCGCCUCCCCGCACGAGGCCUUCUGCGCGCUGCUCGCGGUGCUGACGCUCCUCUGGCUGCCGAUCAUCGACGUGCUCUCCGACCAGAUCUUCCUCUACAAGGAGGCGGUGAUGGCGUACCUCGCGCCGCCCAUCGUCUCUGUCUACCUCCUCGGCCCCUUCCCCCUCCCCCGCCGCACUUGGCGCGAGCGCGUGCUCUGGCGGCGCGCAAACGCGACGGGCGCCGCCGCCUCCUUCGCCGUCGGGUACACUCUCGGCUUCGGCCGGAUGGCGGGCGAGGUGUGGUGCAAGCUGCACCCGCCGCGGCCCGGCUCCGCCGCCGACGCACUCUUCGUGCGGCUCCACUUUCUGUACGCCGGCCUCCUCCUCUGCCUCGCCUGCCUCGCCACGCACGCCGCCGUCAGCUGGGCGGCGCAGGGGGCGGACGGUGGGGAGGGGAGGGCGGUGGACGAGACGCUGCUGGCAAAGUGCUCCUGCGGCGGCGAGGGCGGGCGGCGAGCAGCUCCCGCCCCCAAGGAUCCCGCCCCCACGGAGUGGCUGCCUGCUUCGCUGCCGGACGAGACGCACCACGCGGGCGGCAAGGCGGGCGACGAGCCGCGCGGGGGCGACCUGCGGAUCCGAGGACGGCACGGAUCCAGGUCUAGUCGCGUGAACGACGGGCUCGCCGUCGCGCUCGUAGCAGUCAUCGUCGGCCUCGUCGCCGGAUUCAUGUAG
Emiliania huxleyi CCMP1516 is the source of this 1680-nucleotide messenger RNA. RefSeq lists its product as hypothetical. Gene Ontology annotation, biological process: transmembrane transport. Gene Ontology annotation, molecular function: D-glucose:sodium symporter activity. The coding region runs from base 1 to 1680 and encodes 559 amino acids. Lineage: Eukaryota; Haptophyta; Isochrysidales; Noelaerhabdaceae. Gene Ontology annotation, cellular component: plasma membrane. The transcript has 10 exons. The record is from RefSeq and is a predicted model, not a curated record.